Molecule: messenger RNA, 684 nt
Organism: Lineus longissimus
Lineage: Eukaryota; Metazoa; Nemertea; Pilidiophora; Heteronemertea; Lineidae
Exons: 1
Coding region: 1-684 (227 amino acids)
Source: RefSeq, a predicted model, not a curated record
AUGUACGCUUAUCGAUCAUACCUGGAAGCAUUACUCAGUCAUGGAGAAGACGCUAAAACCCAUCAAUUGCGAGCGGGUGGAUACUUUAGAGACCUGGCAAAUAUGGAGACAACCGGGGCUGCGAUCAGCGACAGCUCAGCAACUAACAAAGGAGCCAUAGCUCGCUUCAAGAUGGCAAAGUUCAGUCGAAGUUUUGAACUCCAAGGUCGCAUUCAUAACGAGAUGUUCGAGCAAGGAAAACUUCUCCUCAGCAAAGUACCCCUUACAGUCGAAUUAGCCAUGGGAAACCCUAAAUUCAACCUGAUGUCUGCGUCUACAACUACGGAUUACAAGAUAAAAUUGGAGAAAGCGAUCCUCUACGCAAGCCACAAUGAAAUUGCAUCCUAUGUCCGAGUAGCCCACGAAGAAAAGCUUAUAACGGCUAAUGCAAAAUACCUCGUGGCAAGAAUCAAAACGCGUUACUUUCAGAAAGCUGCAGGAACUGCCGACCUGUCCGAGGCCAAUCUGUGCAAGGGAGAGACUCCGAGAAGAAUUAUUCUGGGCCUGGUCGCCAACAAUGCCAUGAACGGUGCUCUCGACGGAAACCCGUUUAAUUUCAAGCAUUAUAACGCGACCAGCGUAAAACUAACCGUUGCGGGAGCUGACAUUCCUUUACGGGGAACUAAAAAUGAAUUUUGGCGAUAA